This is a messenger RNA of Nymphalis io (European peacock), 6205 nucleotides long. RefSeq names its product eukaryotic translation initiation factor 4E transporter-like. Gene Ontology annotation, molecular function: mRNA binding. NCBI's taxonomy places the organism in Eukaryota, Metazoa, Arthropoda, Insecta, Lepidoptera, Nymphalidae. Gene Ontology annotation, biological process: negative regulation of translation. The transcript is spliced from 26 exons. The record is from RefSeq and is a predicted model, not a curated record. Bases 359 to 3379 code for a protein of 1006 amino acids. Gene Ontology annotation, cellular component: nucleus; cytoplasm.
CGUUCCCUGCGCGACCCCGCGAUAGUGUUUUGCGAAGACCACGAGUUUUCCCAUCGAUACCGUUAUUAGUGUUUUAUAAUCAUAUAUUAUCGCGAAUUCAUCUUGCUACGUAGUUCAAGGCGCUGGUUGUCUGUUUAAUACGUAAUAAACGCGCGUCGCUACGUCUCUCUGACAAACAUAGUUUUAAGAUCUAGUUUAAUUUUUCUUUGUUAUUUUUUUUAAAUAUAAUUAAAUCAUUAAUAAUUAUUUUUAUUACCGUUUUAAAUAUUUUUUUUAUUGUAUAUAUAAGAGUAAGGUUAGGUUUUUUUGUAAGCGCCAUUUUGUUGUGCCGCGUCACUCGCCUCGCCGCGCUUUCGUCAUGGUGAGCAAGGAGGUUAUAAGCGAAGUGACCAAGAAGGGUCGAAGAAGGAGACGUAGGGCCGGUAGCCGUGCAUCGAAACGUCGUGCGAGGAAAUUGGCCGCGAUGGCGGUGACGCCGGCAGAGAAAGCGUCACCAGUCAAAUGUGCCGUGCACGCAUUUCUACUGAGAUAUCAAAGCGCGUUGAGAAAGGUUCCGAUGCAACUACCGCCGAAGGUUCAUGCCGGUCCCCCGUCGAAGAGGGUGAAACGCGUUUCGUGGCGUCAUGAAGAUAGCGGGGCAUCGGGGGGCGGCGGCGACCCCGCGGUGCUGGCGGUCGGGCCCGCGCGUCGCCUGCUUACUUACACGCGAGAUGAGCUCAUGCGCCUGCGCAACUCGCCUCUCGUCAGGCGUGGGCUCGAAAACGCGUUCGCGGGCAACGAGACACUUGCUCUCGUUCUAAAGAGACGUUCCGAUUCGCCAAAUGAGGAAGAUAAGGGAGGGAGAGGAGAUGCACCGACGGAAAACCAUAAAGGCGCGUACGGGCGCGACCGCGAGCGGCGCUCGGCCGACCCGCGCGAGCGCGUGCGCAAGGAGAGCGAGCCGAGCAGCGGCAUCGUGCUGUCGCCGCAGCGCCGCUCCUUCACGUCGGGCUGCGGCGCGCCCGCCGCCGCCGCGCCGCCGCCGCACGUCGCGCGCACGCGCCCCGACUCGCCGCUCGGCGCCGCCGCGCAGCCGCUGCCCGCCAAGACGGAGCAAGCGGGGCGGCGCAUCGGCUCGGGGCGCAUCAUGGUGCGCGACGUGGGCGGCGCGGCGUGGGACGAGGCCGAGCCGCGCGCCGAGCCCUACCGCCCGCCGCCCGAGCGCCGCGCCAACGGCGACCAGCGGUAUGAUCGACGCUCGUUCAACCGAGACUCCUACUCCUCUGACAUCAAGAGGGAAAGGGACGACCGAUUCAACAACGAAAAACAACGAGAUAGAGAGGACAAUCGUAGAGGUCGCUUCUCUCAACGACGGUUUGAGAAGGAAGAUGAACCAGAAUGGUUUAGUGGAGGACCGACGUCUCAGCUGGAAACGAUAGAGUUGCGGGGUUUCGACGAACCCAUUAAGAAGAACGGACCGACCAGCAAGGAGAAUGAGAAGUGGUCGAGCGGUUCACGUGCGGAGCCCGCUACGCCGCCUCUCGAAGCGCCGCAAACGCUUAACAACAGCAAUGACAAAGACUCCGGUGUGGAAACCAAGAGUGAGGACCAGACGCAGCCCGAUCAGCCUGAAUUCAACCUCGAUGAGUUUCUCAAGUUCGAUUCUAUACCGGAAGUACUUACCAACGGCGGCAGCGAGACGGAGGGCAGUCGGUUCAGCCGCUGGUUCCGCCGCGACAGUCCGCCCGCGCUCGCCUCCGACCGCCACUACGAGCGACUCAUGCACAACAUGGUGGACGAUCUCGACAAUUCAACCCACGAGCAGCACCCCGUGCCGGAGCCUCAGCCCGUGUACCCCCCGGUGGGCGCCCGCAACCCCCCCAACGCACCCGCGCCCUCGCUGCUCGAUAUGCUGAGGCGGGCCAGUGCGGAUACUGAACAAAGACCCGACUUGAACUCAGGGGGCGGUAAGAUCCACAGCCUGGAGGAGCUGGAGGCGCGCCUGCGACCGCAGCCCGUCGCGGCGCACGACCACGACCUGUCCGCCUUCAAGCGACUUUUGGCGCAGGUGUCGGGCGGGCACGCCGUGACGGCCGAGCCGCCGCGCGCGCCGCCGCCGCCGCAGCCGCAGCCCAUGAGCCUGCUGCAGAUGCUAAGCAAGAGCAUGGAGCAACAACAACAACAACAGCACCAACACCAGCAGCAACAACAUCAACAGCAACAGCAACAGCAGCAGCAUCAGCAGCAGCAUCAGCAGCAACAACAGCAACAGCAACAGAAAGCGCCGCACAUUCCGCAGGAGCUCCUAUACAAGCUCCUGCAGGUGCAGCAGCGUCAGCAGCAGACGGGCGAAUGGGCGCCGACUGCGGACCGAGAGCUGCUGCAGCGACCAGAGGCACAGGCUAUCAUACACGGUCUGAAAGCUGGUGAGAUAACGGUGCAGCACCUAAUGCAGCAACUUGGCAACCCCGGCCUCCAGAGCCGCCAUCGCGAGCUGCUGCUUACCAUCCUGCGCACGCAUCAACAACGACAGCAAAUGGGCGGGUCCCCAUUGCCGCCGCACCUUGUGGUGCCUCCACCGCACCACCAGCCGUUGCGACUGUCGCCUCUGCCACACUCGGCUUUUUGCGUGUCUCCCAUCAUGGCGAGUCCCAACACGCUCGCCGUACACAACGUGCCAGGAGGAGGGGAGGAAAGAUAUAACUCAGGCGUACCCGCACGGAUACCGUCACCGCGUGAGUUAGCCGCGCAUACACAGUCCAUAAUGCAGGGUGCGCUCAUAAAGAAGAAGCUAGAAGAGCAGAGGGAGAACUACCGCAGGCGGCACGAGAUGCAGCAGCAGCAGCCGAAACAACCAACACCUAUCUCUUUCACUCCGACUUCUGUGCUGCGCAAGAUGACGGCGGAGAAGGAGGAGGCGGGCAGCCCCAAGGCGUGGGCGGCGGGCGCGGCCGGCGCGCACGCGCAGGCGCUCGCCAAGCCGCACGGCCGGCCCAUCGUCAAGGGUAACCAGAGCGGUACGGCGCCUAUGGGCUAUGCGCCCGCGCAGCCAGACUACCAACAACAUUAUCUCAAUUUACAACAACAACAGAUGACGAAUGCAAACCGAGCGUUCCCUCACCAGCAGCAACAGAGACAACAGUUACCGAAUUCCUUGAACGGUAUGGGUGGCGUGUCGCGCGGUGGCACCACUCUGCACCAGCUGCUCGUACAGUCCCACCAGAGGACGCUCAACGAGAUGAGCGGCAGCGGAGACAACCAGCUGGCGCGCUGGUUCUCCCCCGAGCUGCUGGCGCGCGCGUCGGCCGGCAAGCUGCCGUCCGUGCACGUGCCCAACGCGCUGUCGCUGGAGGACCUCGAGCGGCACCACCACUCGCCCGCGCCGCCCGUGCGCAACUGAGCGCCCCCCACCCCCGUCGAGACAGGCCGGCCCUAGGGCGAAUUUUGUAGAUAUUCGAAAAUUUUUUUUUUUUUGGUCAAUAUAUAAUACUUCCCGAACGGCGCCGAUCAUACCCUGACGUGUCGGUGUAAAUUGAAAAGUGUAGACGAGAGACGUUGUUUCGUUCACGAUCAUUAUAAGUUUAUAGCGGUUUGUUAUAUUGUUUCAAAAGCAUGCGGUCUUGAACCGACACUCGUCGAGGAUUUACUGAGGAAGUGACGAAAUCGAUGGUUAUAUAACAUUGUAUAAACGUAAUUUAAAUACAAGAGACAAAGAUAUCACUAUAAAAUCCUGCGUUACUUCUUCCUUUUAAAACUAAUGUGUAACUAGGAAGUAACAUUACAUUUUGUCCUACGAAAAACCAUACUAUAAUUAAAUGUCUAUAUGAAUAUCACUUACUUAAACAACUCGUGAUUCGCAAAGUGAUAAAUUUAAAUAAAUUAAUAGGUUUUUAUUUAUAUGAUGCGUCUAAUAAAGUUUUCUCUCAAUAUGUUAAGUCAUUGUUGAAUUUUAAAAACGAGCUGAAAUGACAUGAAAAGGCUUUUUGAUGUACGAAUCUCUGUUAAAAAAAAACAUGUCGUCCUGUAGUGAAGACCUUGUGAAGCACAAAUUAAUUGUUAAAUUAUUUAUUUAUUUGUUUUGUAAAAUAUAUAGUAUCAUGUAUGUAUUCAACACGAAAUGUCCAUUUCAUCAGGUUUUUUUUGCAUUGUCUUUUUAACCAAACUGUUUUCCUAAUUUGUAAAUUACGUUUUGUGCAAUCGCAAAGUUUUCACAACAGGGAAGAGUAAAAUUUUUCGAGUUUGUUCGUACUGACGCCCAAGCGAUAAUCAUCGAUGCUCUACAAAUAUAUUUAUAAAAUAUUACGUAAAUCUUUUUUUUUUAUAUAAACUAGAGACCACCCCUGUUUAAAUCUAAUCUAAAGCGAUAUUUCUUAAAAGUAUUCAUUUGCCAAAUUUUUUGUAACCAAUAUCGUAUACUGAAAGUAAUAUGUAAAUAAUAAACACAUAAGACCUUUCUUAUAUACGUUGCUUAGCGAGUGAUUAGUUAAACAAUGCUGUGUCUUCUCCUUAUGAAUGUCAAAUCAAUAAUGACAGAAAGAGAGAAAUCAGUAUUUAACUAAACAGCCGCUGAGCAAUUAUAAGUAAAUCCGUUAGAUCCUAAUGCUUCCAUAAAAGUACAGAUGAAACAUGAUAUUUUAAUCAGUUUUUUCGUCUAUUUUCAAUCAAAUCAAAGUAAAACAUUUUGCUCUUACCGAUGAGGCUAAAAUAGUAGUUGAAUACAUACACUGCCAGUUUAUUUAUUUGUUUGUAAAAGGUUUUUUUUUUCAUAUGUCGUAAUAAAAUAUGUAAACAAGUUAUUAAGAACGCAAGCAUUUGAUAUAUAGUUUGUAUAUAUAAAUAUAACCCAGUGUAAUUAUGAAACAAUAUGUUCAACGCGAAUUGAAUACGUUUGUGAUACCAUUGUGAUGAACUUUACAAUGUUGAAGCAAUAAAUAAAUACGCAUUUAAAACAUAUAAUGUCGAGUGUAAACAUAGUACUAUGGCUUGGGGUUUAUUGAAAUUGUAUUUUUGAAAAUGAAAACAUCGACGAUUGUUUUAAAAAAAAAAAAAACCCAUCGCUUCAGUACUGUGUGAAUAAAGUGAACAAUUUUACAGUCGAUUGUGAAAUUUACACAUUAUAUAAUUGUAUUAUGUCUAAGAGUGAUGUAAUAAUAUCGAUAAACUGAAGGUUGUAGCUGCGUGCAGGGAUCAAAGUUUGGUGUAUUAAGUUUUAGUGGAUAAAAAAAAAUGUAGUCUAGAUUUUUGUCUUUUCGAUUCGGCUGUCGUGAUUUAAGUUCGACCCUGACACAGCUCCCUACCUGACUUGACUGUACAGGGGGUCGACAUCCACCCUCUGGUCUACGACUGAGACAUUCAAACACGACAAGGUUUGGAUAGUGAGGACGUUGUGUGUGCGUGCGUGCGUGCGUGCGUGCGUGCGUGCGUGCGUGCGUGCGUGCGUGCGUGCGUGCGUGCGUGCGUGCGUGCGAGGCUACGUGAGCGUGUACGUGUACGUCUGACGGUUGUGUUUGACGCAUUUUUGUUACUACGUCAUUUUUGCGAGGAGGAAGUUUUACGUUAGAUAUUGUAGAUAUUGUCAUUUUCAAUUAUACAUUGUGAGAUGGAUGUUCUCGGCUGAUCUCCGAAGUUUACGAUCGCGAAUUUGUUAAAGUAUUUUAUUGGAAUUCGCACAAGUGAAACGCAUUUGUGUUAGAUGUUCCCCAUGUUGUUUUUGUUUUUUUUUUUUUAAAUAUAUUUCGAUAUCCCGAUUCGAUCGACGACCCUCUUCCCAUCGAGACAUGAGCUGAGUUUUGUCAAUUUAUUUCAAUAUACACUACGGACAAUAGAGUAGAUAUCUGCCGUCCAAUAUUUAAAAAGAAAAUCAGCUCAUGAGUUUGAACGAUAUCGACCGACACUUCGCCUAAUGCCUUUAUUUGAACAAUCUACUUUUUUUUAGGUACGAAAUGAAAGCGUAGGAUUUUUUUGACGUUUUAUUGAAAGGAUCUGAUAGGCCGAGCGGCAAUCAUGUCUAAUAAUUUGAUAUGUGAUGUUUAUAUGGAGGCGCGCGCAUGAGAUGCUGCGCUGGAUUCGGUUUAUCUAAUUUAGAGGACAUGUGGUGAAAUUUCUGUUUUUCGGAACGCGACCUGUAUUAUGUUUUGGGCGCACACUACGGUAAUGCGCUGACGUAUUACAAAAAAAAAUGUCUCCUGUCAGCUUUAAAUUAUUGAUUAAAGAAAAUUUGAAAGUU